UUUCAACAAAAAAAUAAAAGGAAUCAUGGCAGCCAAAGCAAAAGAUAGAUAGAUGUUGGGUUACAAUAAAGAAUGACAGAAAAGGAUAGAAGCACGUUGCCAAGUCACAAACUGAACCAAAAAGCUCUUCUUCACUCUUAACAAUACAAAUGAAAAUAUUUUGCUCUCUUCCUCCACCUCUUUCAUAUUUUCAGUUUUCUUUGUUCAUGCAAGAUCCGAAGAAUGAUUCAAACACAAGAUGCAGGAAGCCAUGGUAUCAAAGAGCAAUGGAUGUAACUAGCUUAUGGAGAAUCAUUCCAAAAUCAACAAAUAUUUCAACAUCUAAUAAUUCAACUUUAUGGAAGGCAAUUCCAAAAUCCCCUCAAGUUCCUACACAAAGUUCUAAUAACAAUAAGACCAAGCUAAGAAAAUGUACAUCUCUAAAGGUGGCAACAUCUUUUACAAGGGUUUGUCUUUGUGCACCUAUUUAUUCCUAUAAUGAGAUUUUGAGAAAUGAAGUUCCACCUAGAAGAAGCAAUAGUUAUCCUAGAUCAUCAAAACCAUUGCAAACAACAUCACAUGAAAUUAGAACUCAUAGUGCUAGGCUUAGCACAGAGGGAUCAAGAAGGAUUUUUAGGGGUAAAUCAUUGACUGAUGAUGUUUUAAUGAAAAGGUUUGUUAUUGAGGAAGAGGCUAUGAUGCAAAUUAGAAGAAGAAAUCAAAUGGAAGUUAUUAGGAAAAGGAGUGUGAUGAGGAGAAAGAGACUUGGGCCUAGUCCUCUUAGUAGAAUGGUUCUUGCAGAUGAUAUUGGACAGUUUUAAUUAAUUGAUUAGUCCCAUUCUUGUAAGAGAAUUUCUUAUAUCACCCUCCAACCUUCUCGCGCACCCUAUUUAGAUGAUAAAAUCUAAAUAAAUGAUGUACUUUGGAGGAUGUUUUAUGCUUUUCAGAUCAUAAAAUCUGAAAUUCAUAGGGCACGCGAUAAAUUGUGGGAAAAGAAAUGGUCUUCUUGUAAUAUCUAAAUCUAAUUGGUGAAUUUUUUUUCUCUUUCCUUUAA
Messenger RNA from Medicago truncatula (barrel medic), 1033 nucleotides. RefSeq lists its product as uncharacterized. The transcript is spliced from 2 exons. The coding region runs from base 150 to 800 and encodes 216 amino acids. The record is from RefSeq and is a predicted model, not a curated record. NCBI's taxonomy places the organism in Eukaryota, Viridiplantae, Streptophyta, Magnoliopsida, Fabales, Fabaceae.